GAAAGGCGGCAACGGCGGGAAGUAGCUCGCAUCUCACGUCUCGUGCGAAAAGAGUGCCUGCAUGCGCAAUUAGCCCUUGGCUACAGACGCCCGAGCGGGGCUUGGCGCGGGGGGUGGCGGACGGGAAUCCCCGCCCCCGCCUCUGGACGCCCAAGAAUGUAGGGAUGUAAAAGAGCGCUAAGGAUCGUGCCCAGAGGCGUGAGCAGAACCAUCCCCACGUGCAGCUCCACGUGCCCCGCCGCCCCGGACAGACCAAGGAGGGCUUGGAGGCCCCCAGGCCAGGGGGUGUGGGGGGGGGGGCGCUGGGCCUGGCCCCCCAGGCCGGGGGGAAGAGCGCCCAGCCUGCCUGCGCCCUGAGCCAGGGAGUCCAGUGCAGCGCCUGCCCGAAAAGCAGGCUGGAGUGGGGAUCCCUGCCCUGCCCGGAGGAUUCAGGAUCAGGCUGCCAUCCUGACGGGGAGGAUUUCCUCUGGGCCAAGUCAGCAAGAAGGGACACACACACACACACACACGCCCUGACGUUUCCCAGAGUGUAGUGCGGGGGGGUGGCCGCCAGCCAGCCAGAUGUGUGGGUCCCCCCCCCGGCCCAGAUGUUGCUGGAAUGACAGCUCCAACAGGGACUCAGGAAGGAGUCAGAGCACAGGGAUCCCUUUAGCUCUUUAGUGUUGCCUACAACUCUGACUGGCAGCAGCCCUGCCCUAGCGGGAGACGCGCCCCCCCCCCCCCGUCUCUUCCCUAGUUCAGCUGCACCAGGGGCAGUGCGGGGGGGGGGGGGGGCUUGCAUGAUGGGUCACUCUUGCACUCCUCAAAAGAAAGGGUUGGGGCGAAGGGGAGGCCCAAGGAGGGGGGUCUUGAACAGGCCUGACCCAGACCCCAGUGUCCCCAAUGAGCAGCUGGUCACCAGGAACGCCCCCCCCCCCGCCCUGAACACGCCUCCCUUCCUCACCCCCCCAUGUGACCUCCUCCUUGUGACGCUGACUCAAGCCCUGUUGCAACCCGGACGCUCCUUCCCCUUUUCUUCCUUUGCAGGCCCCAAUCCGGCUGCGCCCCACACACACACACACACACCACGGGCAGCUGCCAGAGGGACGGGAGCUCGUGACCGCCAGGCCCAGCAGCUCCCUUCGUGGUCUCCAUGGGGAGGGCCCCAUAGUCAGGAAUGAGGGGGACUGUAGCCCAAGGUCUGCAGGGGCUGCACAGGCCUGGCUGGGCUUUAAAAGGGAGAGACAACCCCACUCCACCACCCCCCACAGCCCCCCCCACCCCACCCUGCUCCCUCCUCAAGGUGCUGAGCAGGCUGCUGGUUCCUCCCCCCCUUCUGGGCCCUCCCAGGGGCUCAGCCGCAGAGGGGUGGGCUUGGGGCUGCUGCUGGGGCCUCAGCUCCGAGCACUUGGCCCAGCGCCCCCUUGCUGCCUGGUAGGGGCUGCCGCCCACCCCCCUAGCUUGGAGCCAGGUGCUGAGGCCCCUCCGGUGGAGCUGGGCUGCUUGGAGACACCCACUGCAUCUCCCCCCACACACACACGAUGGGGCUGACCCUCAGCAGGGCUUGCUUUUCUGAGCCCUGGGGUGGGGGGUGCGUGGGGGGGGGUUCAGGCCUCCGCCAGCCCCUCCCUCCCCCCCUCCCUCCCUCCCUCUGCUGACUCUGGCAAGGCUCCCCUCUGCUGCUCUUUGCCCCAUGACAUGACAGGGCCUGUUCUGACCUUUGCUCAUGCACAGAGAGUGGGGGGGGGGUUGGCGUGUGGGGUGUGCGCGGGCCAGAUAAGAGGGUGGCUUAGCAGGGAGUCCACAGGGAGGGAUGGGUUCGGGCCCAUAAGCUGGGGGGGGGCAGUGCCCGCACCUCCCCUCCCCUCCCUCCCCAGUGGAGGGUGAAUCACUCCGCAGCAAAAGAGGAAGGAAGAGCCACCCGGCCAGCAGACCUGCUUGCGGCAACGGAGGGCCACCACCACCAGCAGGCAGAGCCGCCUCCUCCCUGGCAGGCAUGACCAACAGCAGCAGGAGGUUCCAGAGGUCCUGCUCCUGGAGAGGGCCCCGAUCCUCCCGCCUCCUGGACCCGGAUGGCUUCUACAACCCCCUGGAGGAGGCCAGUCCAGGCGGGGGAGGCAGCCAGGUGACCCCCCCCAAGGAAGGGCCCCCCCUGGACGCGGCUGCCCGGCACCCAGGCAAGUGGGGCAGGAGAGCCGCUAGCCUGCGGGUGCGGAGGACCAAGGGGGAAGAGGCCCCGGUGGGCCCGGCGGUGGGCGAAGCAGCCCACUCCCUGGGGCCUGGAGAUGGGCAGCUGCUCAUCGGGGAGGCCCAGGGCCAGGCGGGCAGGAGCCCCGUGAAGACGUACCGGAAGGUGAAUCGUGCCCUCCGGCAGGGCUGGCAGACCUUCCUCGCCAACGUGAGCAGCCUGACGCUGAGCCGCCAGACCAGCACCGGCCCGGCCCCGCCAGCCGCGCGGGCCCAGUGAAGGGCUUGGCCGGCAGACACACCCCUGGGACUCGCAGCCCGGUCGACGGGACGGGACGGCCCAGCCCACGCUCUGUGGCCCACGCUCUGGACAGGCCGAGGACCGGCUCCUGGUUGGUGGGGCGGGGGCAGUGGCACUCCCGGCUGGGCUCCGGGGGGGGGUCCUCAAGAGGGGCUGGCGGGAGAGAGCCAGGACAGGCCCCCCCCUCCUCUCCCCACCGCCAGCCAGAGGUCGGGCGGGCAGAGAGCGCCUUGGCAGAGCCCGCUGGGACGGGGCAGCCAAGCAGAGGCCUCCUGCAUCCCAGCCCCGCCGCAGGCCGAUCCUCGGGUGGGCUUUCCGGAGAAGGCAGCUCCGCCAUGCCAGGGCCAUGAUCCAUCCGCUGUGAAGGCAGCCUCGGAGCUUGCUGGGAGGCCUGCAAGAGCCCGGCAGACGGUGGGUCCUUGCACAUCACACACCAGCCAUGAUGCCAGGACCCGCUGGGCAUCCUCCCUUCCGCUGGGAGGGCCACGGCAGAGAGCUCUCUGCUCAGCUCAGGCCCAAGACGGCCACUGUUUCUGCGGCAGCCACGCAAGACCACCUGCGCCCGUGACCCCCCCCCACCAGGCCCUCCCCCUGCGGGGAAAGGGGGCAUCAGUGGCUGACCAGGCUGUACCGUUUGUAUGUGCCUGAGACUAAGCGCCUGGGAAGGCUGGAAGUGAAGAAAAGCACGGAGGAGAAAAGCUGGAGUGGGAAAGGGGAUUUCAGGGCACGAAGGUGACUGGCGGGCUGAGGAGGAGCUUUUGAGCCAGGAGUGGGGGAGAGAGGGAGGGAGGGAGGGAGGCCCCCCAGGUGAGGGGUCAGUUGGUCAGAGAGAGGGUUGGGCGAGGGUCAGGAUCCCAGAGCACAGGUUCCCCCAGGGAAAAGGAAGAGCAUUUCCCUGAAAGCUUGUGGUCAUCGGUUAGGGGUGUGCACAGACUGUUUGUGGCGGUUCAGGCUGGAUUUGGACCAAACAGCUGCUCUGCAAACCGGUUUGGCCAGACUGAACGGCUUGGCUGGUCAAACUGACGAGCCGGCUCGAAGCAGUUCUGCUCAAAGCAGCCCGGCUCUCGUGGCAGACCGGUUCGAAUGCAAUCCGGUUCUGCACACCCCUGUCGUCGGAAAAGGAAGGGUAGGAAAAGCCAGCUGUGGGGGAAACGAAGCGUUAGGCCUGGACGGGUUACAUUUUAUACCAAGACCCGUCUCAAUUGUUUUGCAGUUCUCUGUGUAAUCAAUAAUCAUGAGAAGACUGUAUACAGUUGUGGUGGUGUUUGUUCCUGAUCAACAGGAAAACUCGCUUGCUUGUUUUGAAACUUCCGCAUUCUAGUUUGUGAACCCUAAUCCUGCAGAUAAUGCAACCCCCAGGGUCAUAGUGCAGCAGAGAGAGAGAGAGAGAGAGAGGAGGGGAGAAAGGCAAGGAAGGUUGCUGAGCUCGGCAGCCACCCAGAGUUCUUGUGUUCUCAUUUCUGACAAAAGGUCGGCCAGCUGGCGGCCGGGAAGAUCAGGUGACCUCCGCACACCAGGAGGAGACAGGCCCGGCUGGAGCCAGCCCCUCCCCUCCGCAGGAAACAGACAAGCAGGGAGCCAGGAAAUCCCCGGCCCCCCCAGGCCAACCCACCCACUUCCUCAAGGCUGUGCCGGGCAUGCAGAGGGGGCAGCCAGAGACCCGGCCCAGGAAGACCCAGGCGGGGAAGAAUCUCCCCCCACCCGCCCCCGCCCCACAAGCCCAUUCCCUGUGUGGGAGGAGGGGGGCGGGGAGCAGCCUUUCCCUCAGAUCCUGCUGGAACAAAGCCACCGGCUGCUUGGCAGAGUCUGCAAGAGGCUCCACAUCCAGUGCUGCUGCCUUCCGGGCCGGCUGCCAAGGGGGCCCUCUCCGGGGCAGGCUGUCUUCAGAAGUGGGGCAGGGGCGCAAGGCCACCACAGGGGCACCACCGACUAACCUCCAGGACUGGCUCCCAAACCAAGUGGCAACUCCGACCCACCAGAAGGGGCCACCUAGUUGCAGGCCCCGCUUCUGCCCCCAGGGGGGCCCACCCACCUCCCCCGCUUGAUGCCACCAGUGGAAUUGGAAGGACUGGGGGGAGUGCAGGAGCCGUGGAAAUGGGGCUCAAGGGCGUGCUCUGGGGGACCGACUUGCAGGAGUCGGGGAGGCUGGCCUGCCCCUACGCAAGAGAGCCCACCACCUGCCCCGCCGUCUUCUCCUUCCCAAGAGCAGCAGUGCAGCCCACGUGGUGGCAUCUUCACGGCCACCCCACCAAGGGCACGUGGCAGCGGCAGCAGCAGCGUAAACAAGCCUGGGGAGGUCUCCCCCCCUUGCCGAGGAGGAAGCAACCUGCAGCGUGGUGGAGCCAGACUCUGCCCCGGAGCAGCCACGGCCCCCCUGCUCCCCUCCUCCCAGAACAAGCCGCUCUCUCAGGUGAUACACCGAAUCGGAACGAGAGGCAGGACUCGGGCAUCAUCGCGUGGAGUCGUGGACAGAGGGCUGAGCCGGGACUGAAAGGACGGAGGGCCCGAGUAGAAGCCCCCACCCCAUUCACCCGCGAAACCUACCGGGGGGGGGCGGUCGCUGACCUCCUCGCCUGACCUGCCUCCCUCUCUGUCAUGCAGAAAAGCCCAGACCAAAGAACGGUGCGGGCCUCAGCUCCUUGGGGGGGGGGGAGCGUUAAGGAAGCCAAUCCAUGACCUGACUGUGGCUAGACCCCACCGGACAGCACGGGGAGUGACCCCAAGGGAUGGCGGUGAGACUCCCAGCCGCCGAGGCAGGAAGGCCCCGUUCCUGGAGAGGCCCCUACGCCCCACCCCGAGAGCCUCGUCAGAGGAGGCCCUGCUCCAAGGCCCCCUGCCCCGUGGCUACACCCACCCCAUCUACAGAAUAACAGCCUCCUCCGUGAGCCCCACCUGGCCCCAACGCUUGCUUCUUUUAGACGCCAAACCUUUCUGUUCAGACCUUCCAAAAAUGUAUUCUUAAAAUGCUUUUCAAAAUAUGUUUGUACUUUAUUGUAAUUGUAAUGUUUUCUUAAUUGUA
This is a messenger RNA of Hemicordylus capensis (graceful crag lizard), 5486 nucleotides long. RefSeq names its product translation initiation factor IF-2-like. Lineage: Eukaryota; Metazoa; Chordata; Lepidosauria; Squamata; Cordylidae. The record is from RefSeq and is a predicted model, not a curated record. The transcript has 2 exons. Bases 1976 to 2446 code for a protein of 156 amino acids.